This is a messenger RNA of Plectropomus leopardus (leopard coralgrouper), 583 nucleotides long. NCBI's taxonomy places the organism in Eukaryota, Metazoa, Chordata, Actinopteri, Perciformes, Serranidae. The record is from RefSeq and is a predicted model, not a curated record.
GCACACCUGCUCACUAUAACGACUUCAGACCUCCACCAACUGACCUCAGCCUGUUACCAAAGUUCAGGGUGAGAAGGUGAGUGAUACGCUACUGACCAGCAUCCCUCCGUCCUCUCCAGUGCCUUCGAGCGACUCCACAGCAUGCUGUCUGGGAGAGCGGCUGAUGUCCGGCACUGCGUCCUGACGAGCCGCUGGCUGCCUGCAGCUCUGGCGCUGCUCCUCCUCCUCUCCUCCAGCUUCAGCAGCGCUCACAGCACCACGGUGGAGCACGACUUCCACAUUGUUCACAAUGUUGACAACAGAAGUCCAGAAAUAGAUCCAUUCUGGUACGUGGGGCGUGGAGUAAGACCCAUCGGGCGCUUUGGGAAAAGGCACAGCAGCGUGGAAACUCUGGGCAGCGGCGGGAUGCAGCCUGUUCUCAGGACUUUAGGGCUGCUGCUCAAUAGCCUGAGAAACAAAGAGGACCUGGGGAAAGUGCUAGAUGGAGAAGACAGGGAUUGGUUACCGUGACAGCAAGUCCUCCUCCCCUCAUCCACAAACUCAGUGUCGUUUUUUUUAAUCUUGAUUGAGGUUACUUACUGUU